AUGGUCCCCGACUACCGAGACCAAGAUCAGGAUUCGACCACCGGCACCAGCAGCGGCAUCCAACUCCUCGACUACACCGACCUUGCCGACGACGAGAAUGGCAAUUUUUACUCCUCCGACCCUCUCGCCGCCUGGGAAUCCACCCUCGCGACCUGGAAAGACCCGCAAGACAUCGGCGAGAACUGGACCGCCUGCGGCCUCUUCACCCACCCCGACGGAAACAAGAAUUUCGUGAGCGGCAGCAAUGACAAGAUCUACUGGAUGUACGAGGGCAUGUUUCGCCUUCUGGACGCCGACGAGCUGGACAAGUUCAAUCGCUGGAGAGACGGUGAUGCCCACGCUUUUGAUGAGCCUGAGGAGAACGAGCAGCCUGCACCACAGGACCCGGAGAAGAAGACUUGGGUGCGCGCGCCGCUGCGCAAGAGGGGUGGAAGGAUGAACAACAAGUGGUACUAUUGGAAUUUGGAGAUGGAGAGUAUUGCGGAGGAGAGCGAGGAGGAGGAGGAGAAGUUGGUGGUUUGGAGGGAUUAG
Molecule: messenger RNA, 531 nt
Organism: Sordaria macrospora k-hell
Lineage: Eukaryota; Fungi; Ascomycota; Sordariomycetes; Sordariales; Sordariaceae
Source: RefSeq, a predicted model, not a curated record